Puccinia graminis f. sp. tritici CRL 75-36-700-3 is the source of this 405-nucleotide messenger RNA. RefSeq lists its product as uncharacterized. The record is from RefSeq and is a predicted model, not a curated record. Bases 1 to 405 code for a protein of 134 amino acids. The transcript has 2 exons. Lineage: Eukaryota; Fungi; Basidiomycota; Pucciniomycetes; Pucciniales; Pucciniaceae.
AUGUGCCGACGCAGAAGGUCAAUGUUCGCCUUGAUAGCCUCUGUGAUGGUUGUGUGUUUGAUGGUCCAGCAAGUAUUUAACAGAGGUGGCGCCCUGUCUUCGAUUGGAAAUGGACAAGCGAAAUUCAGCUUCAACACCCACGUGAUGAAAGAAACAGUCGAUCAUUCCAAGCUACAUCAUUUGGGAGAAGAGGCACACCGUAAUCAAACCGACUCUGCAAGUAAAACUCCGGUGCCCAAGAAACCCAAACCUGCUCCUCCGUUUCCGGAUCCUUUUAUCACAACAUCCUGUCCAACUUUCAAACGAGGACACUCGGUGGUUGACCAGCUCAUUUCUAGAAAGAUGAACAUUCAUGUGAAACUAGAAAAAUGUUCGCCGAUGGAAGGAAUGGGGUCUCCCCCAUAG